CGAUGCCUCAUCCAGGAUGCGCUCAGCCUACCGUUUGUCUCGGCUCUCUCAGUACAUCACAGCCUUAUGUCAAAGCUUCCGAGAGACCGACGCAGCCAAUAGCCUCCAGCUGUAUGCACUUACAUCUUUGGCGGCACAACAGCCUGUGACGACACAAUUCUACGACUUCAGGAUUCUGAACAACCCAGGAGAGGUUCAGGCUGUGAUGCAAAGGUUGGGAAGUGCAGCAUCUGCCACCAUUGUAGAGGCGGCCUUCAACAGGCUGAAGCAGCUUCGGGACAGCGCCCCUAGGCACUUCCUGGAUGACUUGUCAAGGCAAGCCAGCGGAUUGGCUGCCACCAUGACGCCCAAGAACGUGGCUGCCAUUCUUCAUGCCUGUGCCAAGAUGGGGUACAAGAACAGGGAGAUGUUUCAGGCCUUGGUGUCUCAGGUGGCAGCGCCGCACAAGAUCAGCAGCUUCGAUUGCAUGGAGUCUUCCAGUAUUUUGUAUGCAUUGGGUUUGCUGCAAAGGACCCAGGACCAAAGAAACUCAGUUGUGGGCAGCGAGCCCUACAACAUAGAGGGAUCGUUGGAGCCCCGACGAGGUUUGAUCCCUGUGUUUCAAAUGCAAGAGGCGUUUGUGUCCAGCCUGGUGCAUGAGAUGCUGAAUCAGGACCUAUUCGCACUGUGCAGCGAGCAGCAGCUUGCCAAAGUUAUUUAUGGGUUGGGAAGGCUGAAGCAUCAAGAUAACAUGAUUGCCCUGUCGCUGGUGCGAGAGGUGACGAAAUCACACCGACUGGAAAGUUUCAAAUUUAUUGAGCUGACUGCCAUCUGGUUUGGCUUGGGGCAGAUGGAAAUAAAGCAUGGGGAGGCGCUGAUGCCCAUGGCACUUGAAAUGGUCAGACCUGAAAGGCUCUCCAUUUUCACAUCCGCAGAGAUUUCGAUGAUUUUGUUGUCGGCUGCAUGGAUGAAGAUAGACAACGAGCAGUUUCUUUCCAAAUUGUGCAAAGAGAUAUCCAAGAAAGAUAGGAAGUGCUCAAGCCAGACAGGCUCUCCGGGUUUUCGGAUCUGGGUCUAUCUGGCUUGCUCACGGGCAUCCCAAAGAAACAGUACACAGACAAGGCUGGCAUAG
This is a messenger RNA of Ostreobium quekettii, 1111 nucleotides long. The record is from the annotation of a GenBank genome assembly. Lineage: Eukaryota; Viridiplantae; Chlorophyta; Ulvophyceae; Bryopsidales; Ostreobiaceae.